Molecule: messenger RNA, 4132 nt
Organism: Culicoides brevitarsis
Lineage: Eukaryota; Metazoa; Arthropoda; Insecta; Diptera; Ceratopogonidae
Gene: FANCI
Product: Fanconi anemia group I protein homolog
Exons: 12
Coding region: 69-4067 (1332 amino acids)
Biological process (GO): DNA repair
Molecular function (GO): DNA polymerase binding
Source: RefSeq, a predicted model, not a curated record
UUAUUUGUUUCAAAAUAUGUAAUAAAUAUUGGAUUUUUUCCAUUUAAUUACAAAAGAAACACAUAAAUAUGGAUCUCAAUCACAUGGUAAGCCUGGUUCUGAAUGAACAAGCAAGAGAAAUCAAGGAGAUUUUGGCAAAACACUCAAUGCGAGAGAAAUACGAUUUACUUAACGAAGCAGUUGAAAAAGCUAUACCAAACUUUGCACAAAUUCUAGAGGCUGUACUCGAAAAUACUUCCCGUUGCAUGCGAUAUCAAGUCAUAAUUCACUCGCUCAAAAUCAUCGAUUCGGAUAAAAUUGAAGAAACUCACUUACUGUCCAUCUUACCAGUUUUAUAUUUAAGUUUGAAUUACGUAGAGCUUUCCACUUUAACCUUUCUGGCAGACUUUCUUCUAUCUCAAAUUUGUGAUGGAUGUUGCAAUAAAAUGUGGACGGAAAUGUUGCCAAGAACCAUUCAGAUUAUCGUUUCUAAUGGGUAUCGUCCAUUCGCCACACCUGGAGACUUGACGAUUACAGGAUACAAUUUUCGGAGCAAAAUUGUAGAUAAAUUGAUUCGGAGUAGUAAUAAAUGGAAAAAAUGUGUGAUUCCAGAUAUUGCGUCUAUGUUAAAACAAGGCAUUCCCCUGACUGAAAAAGAGAGAUAUUUACUUUUUGAUAAGCUGUGCAAUUCAAUGAUCAAACUGGAUCCGAGUGAUUUGUCUACAUUUUCUUACCACUUAUUUCAAGCGUCAUUAUUUCCCAAACUAUUUGUUGGCACUUUAUUAUCCUUGGACAAAUAUUUUCGUCACUAUAAUUGGAGCAGAACAAAGGUCCGAGAUUCAAUGGAGCCAUCGCAGCCCUGCGUAAUAAAUGUUCCCGAAUCACGUUUUCGCAGAGAAGAGGAUGUCAUUAUAUCACAAAUUUUCUUUCAAAUGGAAUACAACUUUCCCGAAGAAAGUCUCACAAAUGCAUUGAAGGAAAUUACGAUGAGCCCAGAACUUCUUUUAACACCAUUCAUAUUUGAGGCAUUAAUCGCUUUGACCAGAAUCAAUCAAACUUCCGAUGCUGAAAAAGUGGCCAUGUCAACAUUAUUGACAAAAACUAUGCAUGGUGCAAUUAAAAACAACUUUGCUGAAAUGGACAUAAAGAAAAAUUCGUUUUUUGUGAACUGUUUGCUAGAAGAUUUUCCCAAAUGUAUCAGCAUAGAAGAAAUCAGUAGAUUGAUUAUUUAUGAUAGUAAAAGUGGAUUAGAAGUUAUAACACCUGGGCUCUUUGGUUUAGCAUAUUCUUUUUUAAGAAUCAAGAAUGGCAAUCCAAAGCUUUAUCACUUGUCUGUUACAUUUUUAGUAAACUUCUUGAAAAACAAGCCUUUGUACACUCGAGGUGUUUUUGAGAGAUUAAUUCGAAUGAUGAUCCGAAAUCCAAAAGCUUUACAGUACAGGGAUGCUCUUGAAUCAUUCAUAUUUUCACCGGACAUUGUAUUACAACCAAUCGAUUAUCAUGAUGUUUUGAAAGCGAUUUUCGAUGAUAUCGUUUACAUUUCUGGAGAUUCUGCAGCAAAUCUAUUGACGAUUGUUUUGCCACUGAUGAAAAAAUCUUCAGGAUCAACUGUCCGCACUUUACUUAUUGGUAUGUUGAGACAAACAUUGUCUAGUUGUUGCAUAAAAACGCAACAAAUGACCGUUUAUGGAUGCGGAUUGGUCUUGAAGCAAAUAAAGUACGAUGAAGUAAUAACUGAUUUGAAACCAGAAGACUUGACAAUCGCUUACACCAUGGGUUAUACUCUAUGUACUCAAAUGACGCAAAUGGAUGUAGACAAUUUGAGUCCUCAUGAUAUGAUGACUUUGGAAAUUAUGGGCAUUUUGAGCAGAGCGUUCUGUCUAAACUAUGAAGUAAAGGCUUUUAUGUACAAGGGAUUAAAAAAAGCAGCAUUGGAAAAUCACAAAGUUCUUCCUCACGUUAUCGAUUUUCUGAAUGAACACCUUAAGAACUUUGUUGAGACUGAUCCUGACAUAAUCUUGAAGUUGGACAAAUUAGUGGAGGAUAAUGUGGAAGUUGUUAUAGUGAAAGAUCAAAUUGGUGUUUUGACUUCGAUAUUGGUUAGCUGCAUCGUAGAAGCUGAUUCAAAGAAAAUCAAAAUCGAAAAUGUUUUUCUACGAAACUUUCUUACAAGAUCCCUGGACAAAGUCCUAUCCAUGACAUUGAAUCAAUUCGAAAUUGACACUCCCUUCACUCAAAGUAAAUACGUUCUAGCCUCUCAAUUAUUGAAUUUCAUGGAAGCCAUAAUGGCUUUCGCCCUUUGGAAAGCGACAGAAAGUAACGGUUAUAUUUCAAAAUUACUCAGAAUUUAUGGCCAUUAUUAUCACUGUAUGGAUGAACUGAAGAAACUUGCAUACCCAAAGACUGGAAAUAAGCGUAAAAAAGAAUCUUGGUUAAAGUCUGUACAAAAUAUAGAGUCUGUGUGGGACUUUGAUACUCUUCUGCGUUUUCUAUCAAUUUAUUACAAUGUUGAUAACAAAGGACUAAAUGAGGAUGAAAUUAAAAGUUUGCGGACGAGAGAAGAUCUUAAAAUCAAAGUUUUAAAAUCAACAGCAGAAUAUAUCCGCAAAACUAGGGCAGAACCAACAUACUUACAGAUAAAGAAUUCCAGAAGUUAUUUUAACACAUUGUCCGACAUAACUAAAAUAGCAUUUGACCGUCUUUUCCAAUCGAAUGAGGAACUAUGCUGUGAAGAAACAUUGAUGGUUUUUGCUAUAUUCAAGGAAGGUGUGCAAUCAUCAUCCAGUAUGUUCAGUAGAAAACACGAAUCGCUCAUCGCUAGAUUGCCGAAUGAUGGCGAUAAAGAUUUUUCAAAGAAUGUUUGUCGCAUCAUAACGAGAUUGACUGCUAUGAUAAUAAAACUCUGCGAAAGUACGGAUAACAAACAGUUCAACGAAAAAUCCUACGAAACGAGAUUGUUGGUUGCGGCCAUUUCGGUUAUUGAAAUAUUUCUUCCUUACUUGGAUGCAGGAACUCCUUUUUGCUUACAAACUUACGAGUUUUUCUUUGAGCUCAAUACGGAGUACACAAUGAACUCAAAGUCCCUUGCUAUAGCUCUGAAAAUCCUUUUUGUUUUGCGACAAAAAUCUAAACCAUUGGGUGACUUUUUUACAACUGUAGCAUCGUUGAUAACAACUGAAUAUGGAAUAAUCUCUACGAAGACUUAUACAGUUACUCCCGAAAGAUUUGCACUUAAAUCAUUGACCAAACACACGUUAGAAGGAGCAGCAGGUCACUUUUUGGUAUCAUUAAAGAAAUAUCUGGAACACAAUACAUUCCUGCUGAAAAAGGCGAAUUCUUUGAUUUUUCGUCUCACAAAGAUACCAGGGCAACGGAUCCUCUCCGAUCAAAUGUUAUCCCAAAUCAGAGAAAUUGAAAAAAUGACAAUUACUCUGCUUACUUCAUUUUGUAAAACAAUGCGAAUUUUGUCACACGCCAAAAUUCCACUUGGAAAAGUAGCUGACGAUUAUUUUAGAGUGUUGAUUUUGCUUUAUUCGAAUGGAGAGAAACUAGCGAGAAUUUUUAUGAAUCAUAACUUGCUUAUCCCAGAAGAAAUGGAAUUCUUUGAACUGAGGGACUUGUGCUUAGCUACUCGAAAUCUGACUCGUCCUGUUGCAACAUUUAUUCUUUAUAUUGAACAUCUUUCAACAGAAGCAAUUAUUAACGAUGAAAAGUUAUCGGGUCCUCAAGCAAGGAAAAAAGUCUUAAAAGAUUCUCGUUAUAUUCCUAAGUAUGUAUACUGGUUUGAAAAAUUCAGCAUUGAAAUUAUACGUCUUAGCAUGAAAACAAAACAAUCAUUUAAUAAACUCCUUCACUUGGGAAUUUACCGUGACUUCCGAUUGAAGACCGACGAGUUACGUGAUGCAAUACAGAAAAGGCGCGAACCAUUAGUGGCAGCAAGUCAAAGUACUUCAGAUGAUUUUGAAUCGAUUUCAGAUAAUGAAGAUGAACAAGACACAGACAACGAUGAUAAAGAAAGCGUGAAUACUUUUGAAACAAGUGAUUCAGAGAUUGAAGAGAAGCCAAAAAAAACUCGUUUUGCAUUCUAAAGUGAUUGAAUUUGUAAUGACAUACAAAUACCAAAAAUAAAUGUUCAUAACAAAAAAUAAUUAAU